Fusarium verticillioides 7600 is the source of this 3313-nucleotide messenger RNA. RefSeq lists its product as hypothetical. The transcript is spliced from 2 exons. Bases 1727 to 3082 code for a protein of 451 amino acids. The record is from RefSeq and is a predicted model, not a curated record. NCBI's taxonomy places the organism in Eukaryota, Fungi, Ascomycota, Sordariomycetes, Hypocreales, Nectriaceae.
GCCCUCCUUCAAGGACCAGACAGGCUGGUAGCGCAGAGCACGCUUGGCCUUGUUGAUGUUGUAGUAGCGGGUCAUGCAGCUCAUGAUGAUAGACUUGCGAGUGAGUGUGGGGGUCUUUCCGAGAAUGUUGGCGAGAACCUCACUGACAUAGCCGAUGGCGAUGCCGACCUCGCGGUUGAGACCCCAAUUGCCUUCUGUACCCUUAUCAUAGCCGGCGGCACGCCAGAUGGCACGGGCAAAGUCCCAGAAGUAAACGGGUGUGUCGUUUGUGAUGAAGAAAGCCUCGCCGUCGACCCGCUCAUGAUCAAGGGGGAUGGUGGGAGAGGCAGCGGUGGCGAGGAGGAGCUGUGCAGCGAGGAGGUGGGCAUGGGCGACGUUGCCGACAUAGGUGAAGUCGAAGAGGUUCUCGUUGGCGCCGACUUGAAUUGUGUGCUUGCCGCGCUUGUAGGCGUUGAGAAUGCCUGCGAGAGUCUGGACGUCGCCUUCGCCAAAGAUACCGGCGGGACGGAUGGAAGUCGUGAGAAGCUUGCAGCCCUCCUGGCGGUUGGCUUUGAGGACGAUCUCUUCUGCUUGUGCCUGCGGGUAGUGCCUUGUUAGCCAGACAGUCUGGAACGAUCUGAGUGUGGCGUGAGCAAACCUUGGUCUCUGAAUAAUACUCAGUCUGCGCCUCCCCGCGAAUCAAAGGCCACCUCUCGUCAGCGUUGAGCAGAUCAGUGACGUUGUCGCUGAUGACACUGGCAGAGCUUGUGUACACAAGAACCUUGACACCCGUCUUUUGGCAGGCGUCGACAACAGCCUGUGUACCAUCGACGUUGACCUUCUUGAACACAUCAUGACCGAUAUUGGGGUUGACAGCAACAGGAGAGGCUGUGUGGAUGACAACGUCGGGCUUGAGCUCCUCGAAUAGAGAUAGAAGCCUCUCAGGGUCGGUGAUGUCGCAUUCUCGGUACUCGGCGUUGGGAUUGCGAUUGCGCUCGCAUCGUAGGUCGACGCCGAUAGUGGCAGUGGUUGUCCAUUGCUCAAGGGCCUGGUUGACAAUGUGAUGGCCUAGAAAGCCAUUGCCGCCAAUGACGACGACUCUCCCGAGAGGACCUCUAGAUUUCGUCUUUUCAGCCAUCGUCAGUGGUGUGUAUCUGCUCUGCCUGCAUAUGUUGUGAGAGUGCGGUAGCAGUAGGAGUCGCCCGAGGUGGGAAGGGUAAGCCAGAGAGAGUUUCUAGGUAUAGGGGUCCUCUUCUGUGUGGCUGAUAUCUUAGGCUAAUGGGAAUAUGGUGGGGGUUGUAGCACCUCCACAACCUUAGAUGCCUCCUGUGGCAACCAAUCAGUGGAUCCGCUCCUUAUAUCUUCAGCGGCUUCAUCAACUUAGUUACCUCUGGACGUCUUUGUACGGCGUGAAUCGAUAUCGUGUGUCACGAGACUUCACUUCUCCUCCCUCUCUCUCUUUACUCUCCCGCCUUUCCUAAUUCCUCAGGAAUACCAUAAGCACUCUUCUUGUUUCCUGUUCUCUUUUUGCCCACCUACAACUUCAUCCCAUAUACCUUCACCCUUGUCUCACCUGGCUCGUGCUUUCUUUUACUUGCUAUUUUGGACCCCUUUGGAUAUAAACAACAUCCAAUAUCGACCUUGGGAGCAACAUUUCCUCUUCUCUUCAGCACGAUUACUCCUCUUCUCUUGGGAAACAGUGUUUUUGGGCGAGAAGCAGUCGACAUGCUUUAUUGGCAUUCAAAUCAUGGCAAGGAACAGCUCGGACGGGGUAGAGAUUCUUGUCCACAUCACAGCACCAAGUCGAGCAACCGAUGAUGUUUCAUAUCGACAGCUUGCCCAAGCUUAUCUAGCCUUUGAGCCUCACGGGCGCACGCAACUACCCGUGAUAGAAUCGGAGACAGUUGAGGAACAACAGCGUGUGCCAGAAGGAUACCAAGGAGCGCCAUCGCCAAGUCAGACCAGGGUAACAACUUCGUUUGGACGAUCAUUUGAGAUCACAUCCCAGGAUCUAAGUUUCGAAGGAGCUAUAGACAAUCGAUCAUCACCAUGUCUACAGCGUGAGGCAUUGGCUCGGGGUGCGAUCCCCUCACCAGGCCAUACUGGUUUCGGGUCAAUCAACUCCUGGUGUGCGCCUGCGAGUCAAAUCAGUGACUCGUAUCCCAUGCCAGAUGCUGCGCUCUUGGACGUUUCACCGUCACGUAUACUACAGAGCUACGUCCGAAGAACUCAGUCAUCGCAGGAACCAUAUUCAUCGCCAACUGCGCAUAAGAAGCGUCCUCCGGUACCAGAGUUUGGACACGUUGUUGAAAUUCCCUCCUCCCUACCACCUCACAGUCAAGAAGAAACUUGGCCUCUCGGGGCCUCUGAAAUCACAGAUAUCGUACCUACGACACCACAAGCAGACAAAGCAGCAGUGGUUCCCAUACCCUCGGCGAAUACAGAGGUGAUAGCCUUCGAGCAUUUGGCCCCGAAUAUAACUCAUGUUUCUGGCAGUGUGGUUAGCAGCCACUCACCAGCUCUAUCCCCUCGUGCAGGGUCGGAACCCCCACUAACAAAACGAUCCAAGAUUGGACACUUGGAGCAUGGUGAUCUUGUCAGAAGCUCUAGCGAUACAGGGCCAGCUCUAUCAACGAGAAACUCGCAGGGGGACCAAGUCAGCAAUAGCUUGGAAAUCCGGCCACCAUCGCCACCCGUGGGUGUUGACGACAUUGAUCCUGCAGACCUGAUAUCUGAGAAGCUCGCGAAACUCGCCCGCGAUCUGUCGUCGAGAUAUCGUCCGACGACAAACCGCGAUAUCGAAGCGUUCGAACGAGGAUACUGGCUUAUCAACUGCAGUGGCUGGGACCCAGAUGUCCGCUUUGAUACUUGGGUUUUCCUCGCUAAUUAUCUCAAGAGUGGUUUGGCGGGUUGGGGAACCUGGUGCCGUAGAGACAAAACCCACGACUGGUUACGCCUGUAUUGCUGGGGCCAUGUCGCGAAACAUACUUACUUGCUUUUGUAUCUUGCAAGUGGAAGACAGGUCAAGACAAGUGGUGCGAAGUGGUAUGGAGCAGAUGGUGAAGUUGCUCUGGAAAUCCCGCCUUAUGAGAAGCAGGGAUAAGUCAGAGGACUGUUCGCACCAUAUUUCAGUUUGGAUAUUUCACUCGACUUGGCAUUAUGGGAGUUUUGGAUAUUCGUAUCAUAAGCGAGGCGUUUGUCGGUUCUUUUUCCUGCUUCUUUGGUGUAGAUAAGGGUUGCCAUCAAUCAUCGCAAUUAGAUAGAGCUGCAAAGCUUGGUCCUUCGACGUUAUAAGGCGACAUAAAUAGACGAAACGCACGUUGCACGAGCCCUU